Molecule: messenger RNA, 2004 nt
Organism: Seminavis robusta
Lineage: Eukaryota; Bacillariophyta; Bacillariophyceae; Naviculales; Naviculaceae
Source: the annotation of a GenBank genome assembly
GAGAGAGAGAGAGAGAGAGAGAGAGAGAGAGAGAGAGAGAGAGAGAGUGAGAGAGGCUGAUGACAACAUAGAUAAUGCUGUGAAAUGCGCCGAACGAGAAUUUCUGUGGAGCCAGAGUCAAGCCAUGGCAGCGGCAACAAGAGGAGGCAUGAAAAACCAUUGGUUGAGAUUCCACAAGAGCUCCAAGGAGAAGGCGGGCAUCGUUACGGAAACUUUCACAACUAUUACGAGUUUCAUCCUACAAUCGAGAGGUUGAAGCUUUUGGAGAGACCAGGUGGUAUCUUGGACUAUGUUUCCGCUCACUGGAGGGAGGAAUCUUCCAACAAAGAAUGCGCUCGGAAUGAUGCCAAGGUCGACGAUACCCCUGCGGCCAAAGGCGAUGCUACUACCGAAAAGAACGAAUAUUUACCUGCAAGAAAGAAAUCCAAGCUGACACACAACGAUACGAGUGGCAGUCCCUCUAAUUCUGUGACGCGAAAUGAAUUCAGCUAUCUGGAUGUUGGAUGCAACGAAGGGGAUCUCACGUUGCAAGUUGCCAAAGCCUUGUCCCAGCGCCUUGCUACCAAUUCUACACGGGAAACUACGGCGCAAAAGGACACCAAGAGCGUUACAAUAAAGACUCAUGGCUGGGACGUUGACCCAGUACUCAUUGGCCGAGCCAAGCAAAAGCAUGCACGUGAAGAUGACAUGUGCAAUAAUCCACAGUUUCACGUUGUCAAUGUUUUAGAUAAUGACAACAACCAUGUUGCGAAUGCACAAGACAAAACAUAUGACUUGACGUCAAUCUUUAGCACAACCAUGUGGAUCCAUAUUCACGGUGGCGACGAAGGACUUUGUCAGGUUCUAGGCCAUCUUUGCCAUAAGACAAGAAAGUAUUUGUUAAUUGAACCGCAACCUUCCAAAUGCUACCGAAGUGCCAUGGUCCGACUGAGAAAGAUGGGGCUACCGGAGUUUGACGUGUCGGCGGAUCGCUUACGACUUCGUCCAAGGAUCGAAGCGGAGAUUGACCGCAUUUUGAAUCAGCAUUCCUUCUCCCGAGUGGUGGAUUUGGGGGCGAAUAUCAAUCCAGACGAAAGCAAGACAGUUUGGAAGCGAUCGAUCUGGUUGUACCAGCGAACGAAUGGGCCAAGCGCAGGCGAACAAUUGAAAGCUGGAGACAACGAUGAGGAUGAGAAAAGCACCCACCAGCUCUCACCCUCAAAACCUGACAGUGGCUAGAGUCAUUUUGAGCAACCCACUUCCCAGUUAGCUUUGAGGCCAUCUACAGCUUUUUAAUGAUCUACGCAUGUACGACGAAGUUGAAACUAAAUCGCAUUACUACAUGUACCAUCGCAGCGAACCUUGGGAUCUCGUUGCUUCAACUACAAAGCACAAGCGCAAAGAUAAUGGGGCAAAGAUAAGGGAGGCUUGAAACAAACCCGACGAAAGAUUGCAAAAGAUGACAUGAUCAAUGCCUCGGUUGCUGCCUUGGCGUCUGCCUCUUCCAACGACGAUUUUCCUGCUGCUUCUUGGAGGUCAAAAUGUUGCUGGCGUAGCUGCCAUUUAUUUCCUCCUUGCAGAUCAAGUCGUUAUCAUAGUCUUGCGGUAGCGCUAAGGCCAAGAUGCUCGAUAUCAGGUGCAAGAGCAGCCCCCUGCUGCCCCGGCUGGCGGAUUGCAAGUGGACCGGCCCAACAGAACCAAACGAACUCCGAGGAAACACUUUGAGAACAUUGAGAAAGAUCCCCAAACUCAACAAGCUGCUUCACUUUCCGGAUCUCAUCAUGGCUGACAGCAAUGCCAGUAUCCAGUCUGCCGCAGCCCAAGCAACACUCCCAGACGCAGUUCACCGUGCUUCAACUGUACGUGCCGCAGUUUCCACAACCAUUGAGAACCAUUUCUUGUAGCGGCACGGAUUGUCGGCGUCACGUUGGGAAGCUUGCGUAUAGCAAUUGUUGGUCGACGUAAGAAGAGAAAAUGCUGAGCAGACACCAUCUUAUUAAAGAGAGUCCAUAUCAUCCAAGAUUG